Molecule: messenger RNA, 2509 nt
Organism: Megalops cyprinoides (Indo-Pacific tarpon)
Lineage: Eukaryota; Metazoa; Chordata; Actinopteri; Elopiformes; Megalopidae
Gene: rem1
Product: RAS (RAD and GEM)-like GTP-binding 1
Exons: 6
Coding region: 220-1149 (309 amino acids)
Biological process (GO): negative regulation of high voltage-gated calcium channel activity
Cellular component (GO): plasma membrane
Molecular function (GO): calcium channel regulator activity; GTPase activity; GTP binding
Source: RefSeq, a predicted model, not a curated record
UUCGAGCGCAGGCAGAAUGACGGAUCGAAGAGGCAGAGCGCGCACACUCACAAAGGACCCGCACGUCUGACACCGCACAGGGUGGGGGAGUGCGCACCGCUGCCCGAGUUCAGCGGCGCGCCGAAAUUCUGCUGUACCGCGCCGUUUGACCAGUCUUUGCUGGGUUACAUGGAGAACUGAGGAAAAAAAGUAUCUGAAGAUUCAUGGCACUGGUUGUGAAUGAACUUUUGGCAACCAACGGCUAUUGAGAUGACACUGAACACACAGAGGGACAGCAAGGAGACGUUGCGGAGAAGGGCGAGCACUCCUAUCCCCUCGUCCCAUCAGGCAGGCCCGAGAAACAGAGAUGCGCCAGCCGAUCCCCAUCACCCGCCGCUCGGCCACUCUGCGUCUUACCAUCCCGGGGACAAAACAAUUCUCUCUCGCGUCAACUGGUCCUCAGAUUCGGAGGACUCCGACAGCUCUGGGGCAGAAUGUCUCUACCGAGUCGUCCUGUUAGGAGACCACGGAGUAGGAAAGUCCAGCCUUGCGAAUAUCUUUGCUGGGAUACAGGAUAAGGAUGCCCAUGAACAUUUAGGAGAGGACACCCAUGAAAGAACUUUGACUGUGGACGGAGAGGAGACAACCCUCAUUGUGAUGGACACAUGGGAAACAGAAAAACAGGAGGAAGAUGAGAAGUGGGUGCAGGACUACUGCAUGCAGGUGGGCAAUGCUUACGUCAUCGUGUACUCCAUCACCGACCGCUCCAGCUUCGAGAGCGCCUCCGAGCUGCGCAUCCAGCUGCGCCGAAUCCGCCAGGCCGAGAACAUUCCCAUCAUCCUCGUGGGCAACAAGAGCGACCUGGUCCGGUGCCGGGAGGUGGCCGUCGAGGAGGGUCGGGCCUGCGCGGUGGUGUUCGACUGCAAGUUCAUCGAGACGUCGGCCUCACUGCACCACAACGUGAACGAGCUCUUUGAGGGUAUCGUGCGGCAGAUCCGCCUCCGCCGCGACAGCAAGGAGACCAACGAGCGCCGCCGCUCCAUCUACAAGCGCAAGGAGAGCAUCACCAAAAAGGCCCGCAGGUUCCUGGACAGGCUCGUGGCCAAGAACAACCAAAAGAUGGCCAUGAAAGUGCGCUCCAAGUCCUGCCACGACCUCUCUGUGCUUUAAUGACAUUGGGGUAUGAGAGCGCAGUGGACCCUGCCUUCCAAUCCUGGUCACUGCUGUCAGGUCUCUAGGCCUUCCACCCUGUCUUUUUUGUAAAAGAACAACACAAGUUGUAUUCUGAAAGCAACGCGAACACUUGCAGGUGGAAACCACCUGUGUUCUCACAAGUUUCUUUGUCCUGUGUGAUCUACAUGUAGAGAGGAAAUAUUUAUUUUACCAUUUCAAAACUAAAAUUUGAGCUGAGUAAGCAAGUCAAAAUCUAUUGGUUUGAAGAUGCGUCAGAUAUUUUGUGAUGUUGCCCCAGACUCAUGCUUUAUAAGAGGAGGGACCAAGUUGUAUGAUAUCACAGUUUGGGCAGACUUUUAUUGCUGAAUGGACAUCUUAUCAACGUUUUGCCUUAUCUAUAGCAAGUAGAGAUGAGACAUCUCAACUCCCAUGCUGUUUCUGACUCUGAGAUGUUUCUUUUGAAGAUCUGAGACCCGUUAAGUCACAGAUCUUCAGCUUCCCUUGUGUAAAUGUCUUUUUGAACAUUUGUGACACUGGAGAGUGGUUGAUGUUUUUUUUUUUAAAUUGUAUCUAGCUGUAGUAAUGCUGACUGAUGAGAUAUGGAGUCUCAGUACUUUACCAGUUACUGCCUACACCUGCAGGCUUUUCAUCAGAAGGUCUUUUAUCUCACCAUUUACAGGUGAAUGUUGUCACUGAGAGCAAAGAGCAACUGUUUGAGCAUAACAACAUGAGAACUUCUGUCGCCUGUUACCUUGAGAGCCUUUACCAGACUUCUUUUCUUGCAAAGUAUAUUUUUAAAUUAACGCUUCCCGAAACUGAAAAAAAUCCUUAUUCAUAUUGAUAGGUUAUUGUUUCUGUCUUUUUAGCUCACAGAACUUGUUUCACAUAUUUAUCACUAGCAAUGGAGAAAGCUUAUACUGGAGAGCGAAUUCAGUUGUGAUGAAUGACAGUUGAAGUGCAAGGCUCUACACCGCAGAUGCUUUAUAUUAAAGAGGAGAAUUCAGUGGACCUAAUGAAUCUGUAUACCUCCACUGAAUGCUCUUGAAGACUGGGAACUAGUUUCUCUGUCUCAUAAAAUGCAAACAUUGAGUGGCUCUGAGACCUCUAGUUAUUUGUCUUGAAUUGACACAUUGGGUCAGUUUUAUCCCUAUGAUUAUCAAACUGUUGCCUUAGUUCACGGGCAGUCCAGCAACUCCAGCAAAAAAAUGUUUUGUGUGUUUUGUCUUUUCCUGGUCAGCUUUUUCAGUGUCCCAUGUAAAUGAUUUAGUAUGGUCACAAACAAAAAAUAUUUUAACACACCUCUUGUGACCAUACAAGGGAAAGAAAGAAAAGAAAGUUUUGGGUAUUAACAUUUUGU